GCGGCCGCGCGCUUGACCGCCGCGUCCUCCGCGACCGCGCCGCGCCGCACCGCGCGCAUCGCGUCGAACUCGAACGCGCGCCGCGGCUCGACGACGCGUCUCAACGCGGUCUUCACGCCGCCGGACCCCACGAAGGUCAAGCCGCUGCCCAUGCGGAUCGGGCACGGCUUCGAUCUGCAUCGGAUGGAGCUGCUCACGGAGAUGCCCGGCCUCGAGCUGUGGCUGGGUGGGAUCAAGCUCGAGCACGACCGCGGGUGCGUCGCGCACAGCGACGGCGACGUUCUGCUGCACUGCAUCGUGGACGCCAUCACCGGCGCGCUCGGGAUGCCGGACAUCGGGCAGCUGUUCCCGGAUAACGACCCGAAGUGGAAGGGGUGCACGUCGGACGUGUUCGUGACCGAGGCGUGCCGGCUGAUGCGCGAGGCCGGGUACGAGAUCGGAAACAUGGACUGCACGAUCAUCGCGCAGAGGCCGAAGAUCUCGCCGCAUAAGGAGGCGAUCCGGGCGAACCUCGCGAAGAUGCUCGGCGCGGACGAGAGCGUCAUCAACGUCAAGGCGAAGACGCACGAGAAGGUUGACUCGUUGGGAGAGAACCGGUCCAUCGCGUGCCACACCGUCGUGUUGUUGAACAAGGUGUGAGUGAUGGAUGGAUAACGGUUCGGAGAUGAGCGUUUAAUACAUACGCGCGCGUUGGAGAGGGUGAUAGUACGUAAUACGUAGCUGUUGUUACAACACGCACGUUUCGUUCGUU
Molecule: messenger RNA, 751 nt
Organism: Micromonas pusilla CCMP1545
Lineage: Eukaryota; Viridiplantae; Chlorophyta; Mamiellophyceae; Mamiellales; Mamiellaceae
Exons: 1
Coding region: 151-639 (162 amino acids)
Biological process (GO): terpenoid biosynthetic process
Molecular function (GO): 2-C-methyl-D-erythritol 2,4-cyclodiphosphate synthase activity
Source: RefSeq, a predicted model, not a curated record